UAUCGCCGCCGAGCCUGCACUCUGUUUCCCCCCUGCAUUACGCUUGGAGCCCGUGUAUGUGAAGAUGGAGAACCGACGUGUUUGAUAGUUGCCUUCCGUCUUUGGAAACUACCGGUCUGAUAACAUUUUCUGGUGAAACUUCAGCUGAUUUGGUUAUCCCUUUCCAUUCUGCCGGAGUCCAUGAAUUGAAUCUUGCGGCGUGUGAGACGGGGUUUCUAUGAUUUUGGGACAGGCGCUCUAUCGCUGAAGCUAUACCAUGGAGAGUGCCGUGGGAUGUACUGGUCUGAAAAGACUUUUAUCAGUUACGUUCUGUUUUUUCUUUAUCGUCAGCAGCAGCAAGGCAAUCGGCUCAGAUGUACCGCGGGGCUUUGUGGAGUUGCGCUUCGUGCUGGAGCCGCUGGACACGGUGACGGUGCGUGGCGGGGUGCUGCAGCUGGACUGCGAGGCUCAGAGCUCGGAGGGCGGCGUCAGCACCGGCGCCACGGCCGUGACCAUCGCCUGGAAGAAGGACGGCGUGCUGCUGAGCGCCAUGGUGGACGAGCGGCGGCAGCAGCUGGCCAACGGCUCCCUCCUGGUGCACAACGUGGUGCACUCGCGCCACCACCGCCCCGACGAGGGCCUCUACCAGUGCCUGGCCUCGCUGGAGGGCGUGGGAGCCAUCGUGAGCCGCACCGCCAAAGUCACCGUCGCCGGUCCUCUGAGGGUGGUGGUUCCCACUGAGUCCGUCUCGGCCCACCUGGGGGACACGGCGCUGCUGCGGUGCGAGGUGACUGGCGAGCCCAUGCCUGUGGUUCGCUGGCAGAAGAACCGCGAAGACCUGCCCGUGGUGGGCACAGCGGGCAGCGGAGGAGGAGGAGGAGGAGUAGCCACGGGAGACGGGCGUGUGGUGGUGCUGCCCUCGGGCGCCCUGCAGGUCAGCCAGGUGCAGCCGCCAGACUCGGCCACCUACCGCUGCCUGGCAGAGAACCCCAGCAGCUCACGCACCGGCACCGACGCCGACCUGCGCGUGUUGCCAGAGCCUGGCGAGGUGCGCAAGCUGGAGUUUCUCCAGAGGCCGGUGCGCGUGACGGCGCUGCAGGGGCGCGAUGCCGUGCUGGAGUGCUCCGCCUCCGGGUACCCAAACCCCUCCUUCUACUGGAUGAAGGGAGAGGAGAUGAUCCAGAGCAGGUCUAAGAAGUACUCCCUGCUGGGGGGCAGCAACCUGCUGAUCAGUAGUGUGAGUGACGAUGACGCUGGCACCUACAGCUGUGUGGCACACAACAUCAACGAGAACAUCACCGCCUCCUGCGAGCUCGUCAUACUCGUGCCACCGCAGUUCCUGAACUACCCCGCCAACAUGUACGCCUAUGAGAGCACCGACAUCGAAAUGGAGUGCGCCGUGACGGGGAACCCCCAGCCCAAAGUACACUGGGUGAAGAACGGGGAGGUUGUCAUACCCAGUGACUACUUCCAGAUUGUGGAGGGAAGUAAUCUUCAGAUCCUUGGUCUGGUGCGCUCGGACGAAGGCUACUACCAGUGUGUGGCCGAGAAUGACGCUGGCAAUGCCCAGGCCACUGCCCAGCUGAUACUGCAGGAGCCCGUUGUCCCGAGCUCAGGCGCCCUCCUCCCCUCUGCUCCCCGUGACGUGGCCCCUGUCCUAGUGUCCAGUCGCUCCGUGCGUCUCGGCUGGCGGCCCCCUGCCGAGGCCCCUGGCGGCGUCAUCCACACCUAUGGCGUCUACUACUCGCAGGAGGGCAUCAACAGGGAGAGGUCCAUCAACGUGACGGAGCCCACGGAGAACCCCCAGCUGACGGUGAGCGGGCUGAAGCCAGAGGAGACCUACAUCUUCAGGGUGGUGGCCUACAACGAGAUGGGACCUGGGGAGAGCUCAGAGGCCAUACGCCUCACCACCAAACAGGAGUUGCAAGUUCCUGGACCUGUGCAGAACAUCCAGGCUCAGGCGACCUCCCCCACCUCCAUCGAGGCUACCUGGGAUCCCCCCGCCUACACCAACGGGCCCAUCCAGGGCUACCGGCUGCUGUGGACAGAAAACUCCUCUGGAAAGGAGCAGAGUAUUGACGUGAUCGCUCAGAGCUACAGAAUGGAAGGGCUGAAGAAGUUUACAGAGUACUCGCUACACGUGCUGGCCCUCAACCGGUACGGACCCGGCGUCACAUCGGACGAAGUGGCUGUCACCACCCUCUCAGACGUACCGAGCGGAGCUCCUCAGAACAUCUCGCUUGAAGUUGUGUACUCCAGGAGCAUCAAAGUGAGCUGGUUACCCCCAACAGUGGCCAUGCAGAAUGGCUUCAUCACGGGCUACAAGAUCCGGCACAGGAAGACAGGGAGGAGGGGAGACCAGGAGGCCAUCGAGCCCAACAACCUGUGGUACCUCUUCACAGGGCUUGAGAAGGGGAGUCAGUACAGCUUCCAAGUGGCGGCCAUGACUGCCAAUGGCACGGGCCCAUACAGUGAGUGGUACAUGGCCGAGACCCCAGAGAACGACCUUGACGAGACCCAGGUCCCCAACCAGCCCAGCUCGCUGCACGUGCGGCCGCUACCCAACAGCAUCAUCAUGAGCUGGACUCCGCCCCUCAACCCCAACAUCCUGGUGCGGGGCUACAUCAUUGGCUACGGCGUGGGCAGCCCCUACGCCGACACCGUCAGAGUGGACAGCAAGCAGCGCUACUACUCCAUCGAAAACCUGGAGCCCAGCUCCCAUUACGUCAUCUCGCUGAAGGCCUUCAACAACGCAGGUGAAGGGGUGCCACUGUACGAGAGUGCUGUCACCAGGUCCAUGUCAGAUACCUCCACCCCCAUGAUCCCCCCAGUAGGUGUGCAGGCCGUGGCCCUCACCUCCGACUCCGUGCGGGUCAGCUGGGCCGACAACUCCAUGACCAAGAACCAGAAGGCCUCCGAGGUCCGCUACUACUCCGUCAAGUGGAAGACCAGCCACUCCACCAGCGGCAAGUUUAAGUCUGCAGACACCACAGCCCUGAGUCACACGGUCACCGGCCUCAAGCCCAACACCGUGUACGAGUUUGCCGUGCGGGUCACGAAAGGUCACAAGUCGAGCACGUGGAGCAUGACAGCACAUGCCACCACCUACGAAGCAGCUCCUAGCUCAGCCCCUAAGGACCUGACGGUGAUCAGCCGGGAGGGCAGGCCUCGCUCCGUCCUCAUCAGCUGGCAGCCCCCCUUGGAGGCCAACGGCCGCAUCAUCGGCUACCUGCUGUACUACACACUGGACAAGAACGUGCCCAUCGACGAGUGGCUGAUGGAGUCCAUCCCCGGGGACCGGCUCACGCACCAGGUCAUGGACCUCAAUCUGGACACGGUCUACUACUUCCGCAUACAGGCCAAGAACGCCAAGGGCGUGGGUCCCCUCUCCGACCCACUCCACUUCAGGACGUCCAAAGUUGAACACCCAGACAAAAUGGCCAACGACCAAGGUCGCCAUGGAGACAACAGCUUCUGGCCGCAUGACAACAACCUGAUCGACAGGAGCAGUCUUAACGAGCCUCCCAUUGGCCAGAUGAGGCCGCCGCACGGCUCCGUGACCCCCCAGAAGAACAGUAACCUGCUGAUGAUCAUCAUGGUGUCCGUGGGGGCCGUCACCAUCGUGGUGGUGGUCAUCGUGGCUCUCAUCUGCACGCGACGCUCCUCGGCACAGCAGAGAAAGAAGCGGGCCACCCACAGCGCGGGCAAGAGGAAAGGCAGCCAGAAGGACCUGCGUCCUCCAGACCUGUGGAUCCACCACGAGGAGAUGGAACUGAAGAACAUGGAGAAGCCCUCCAGCUCCGCCCCCUCCGGCCGUGAGACGCCCAUCCAGAGUGUCCAGGAGAUCGCCCCUGUCAGCCACAGCCAAUCAGAGAGCCAGAUGGGCAGCAAGAGCAGCCACUCAGCGGAUGGGGACGAGGCGUCCAGCAGCAUCUCAACGCUAGAGCGCUCCCUGGCUGCCAGGAGGGCCACACGCACCAAGAUGAUGAUUCCAAUGGACUCCCAGCCCAGCAACACACCGGUGGUGAGUGCCAUCCCAGUGCCCACCCUGGAGAGCAGCCAGUACCCGGGCAUCCUGCCCUCGCCCACCUGCAGCUACAACCACCCCACCAAGUUCGCCCUGCGGCCCAUGCCCUUCUCCACGCUCACCGUCGACAGGACGGGCUAUGCCACAACCAUCUCCACGGAGGGCCCGACGCCCAUCGCCACGCAGCAGCAGACCAUGAUCCCGUCGGCGGCCCAGUCGGAGCACGGCUCAGCGGAGGAGGCGCCCUGCAGCGGCCGCACGAUCCCCACGGCCUGCGUGCGGCCCACGCACCCCCUGCGCAGCUUCACCAACCCCCUGCUGCCCCCGCCCAUGGGCACCAUCGACCCCAAGGUCUACACGCCCAUGAUGCCACAGUCAAGUGCCAGUCUCCCAAAGGGAGUGAAGACGGCCUCGUUGGGGCAGGCGGGUAAGGCCAGAUCACCGCUGCUGCCCGUGUCCGUGCCCACGGCCCCAGAAAUGGGCGAGGAGGGCCAGAAACCCCCUGAAGACCCAGCAAGUGUUUAUGAGCAGGAUGACUUGAGUGAACAGAUGGCCAGUCUGGAGGGCCUGAUGAAGCAGCUGAACGCCAUCACCGGCUCUGCAUUUUAACACCAGAGAGAGCUGCAGCACCACCACACCACACCACACCACAGACUGCUCAAACUGUCGACCGUGCCCCGUACUUCACUCUACAAGGGAGGAGAUAUGGGGGUGGUGAUUGGUGGUUGGUGGAGGGCAGCAAUGGCCAGAGGUGGCAACUAGUGGACUCCCGUGGAACUCUUAUGGAAGCUAAACAAACAAAGCAAACAAAUGAAUUGGCCACCUCUGUCUACAGCUCUCCUGUCUCCACCCCUUUCACUUGCCCUCCACUUGCUCCUGUCUUUCUUUCUUUCUUCUCUCUCUUUUGUCUGUGUAUCUCAGUCAUUCUAUCUCUCUCUCUCUCGCUCUCUCUCCGUCUCUCUCUCUCUCUCUCUCUCUCUGUCUCACUGAGCUGCCAUCCAUGAACUAUGAAACAAAACCCCAAGAACACAAGCUGUGGAGUGAGAUGACAAAAAAGGAAAACACAAAUGUGGGCAAAGACUCUCUUGCAGAGGCAUUUCCACAGCGAGAACCCCCACCCUGUUCCAUAACUUCUCCACAUUCACACAACCGUUCCACCAAUGGCCUGGCCCAGCUCGACUCCCCGGGAUGAUUCCCUGAUGAUUUGUGGACCAUUGGAUAUUUUUAAUUUCUGCUGUGGUUGUCGUUACGUGUGAUGUAUGUUCAUUUGGAUGGCCACCACCAGGCCAUUGUAAAAAAAAAAAAAAGCAAACCUCAUGAAUGGAUAGCAGUCCUCACCAUGCCAUACCCCACCUCUUCACACUGCCUUCAUUGGAAAUUGACGUUCCAAGCAUAAAUCCAACAAACACAUGUCAUUCCUGUGGUCAAGUGUUUGUGCAGAGACUCUCUAUCCCCGCUGGUGUCUGUCCAUGCAGAAUCUCUGACUGACCAGGCACUUGGUUCCUUGGGCUGAGAUGAGGAUGAAAAUGAGCUCUUAUGAAAAGCACUCUUAACCACUGGGACACUUACAGAAGGAUUCGCUCAGACUUCUUGCUGGAACAGUAUUUGCCAAUCCCAAACUCAGGUCCAUGGAUCUGCUGC
Engraulis encrasicolus (European anchovy) is the source of this 5647-nucleotide messenger RNA. It is a transcript of the gene dcc, whose product is annotated as DCC netrin 1 receptor. Gene Ontology annotation, molecular function: protein binding. Gene Ontology annotation, biological process: axon guidance; cell-cell adhesion; neuron migration. Lineage: Eukaryota; Metazoa; Chordata; Actinopteri; Clupeiformes; Engraulidae. Bases 257 to 4615 code for a protein of 1452 amino acids. The record is from RefSeq and is a predicted model, not a curated record. Gene Ontology annotation, cellular component: axonal growth cone; cell surface; plasma membrane. The transcript is spliced from 29 exons.